Mus musculus (house mouse) is the source of this 1378-nucleotide messenger RNA. RefSeq names its product IgA inducing protein (gene Igip). Lineage: Eukaryota; Metazoa; Chordata; Mammalia; Rodentia; Muridae. Bases 1083 to 1244 code for a protein of 53 amino acids. The transcript has a single exon. The record is from RefSeq and is marked validated.
UGAGAAAGUCUUUUGGGUUUUCGGUAGUUGGGGAAGGCCGGAGUUCUGCAGCUUUAAUCUGGGUAACUAAGGCUGGUAUAAUCUGGGUAACUAAGGCUGGUUUGAGCAAGACUUUGGUAAAUUAACUGGGUUCUCAGAUGCCACAGACUCCGAGAGAAGUCACCAUUAUUUUUAGUGGCCGUGAUGGAGUCCCCCUGUAGCCAUUACUUUAAGAUUACAUGCAGAGUUGCUUUAUUUUGAGCUUUUUGUGUACACACAAUCCCAAACUGGAAAAACUUAAAAAGGAAUCCUGCUGUGAAAGGUAUAUAUUACUCUAGAUUUUUCUUACUGUAAAUAUUGUAAGAUUGUAAUACUGUCAAUAUUUUAUUAACCAACAAAUGUUAAUCUAUGUGAAAUCAGACUUAUUUUAAAUGUGCUUCUUAUUUACUGUGUGUGGUCCCUGUUGCUGACAGUAUUAAGUUAUAUUCUGAUGUAAGAUUAACUUUAUUAAAGAAUGUAAACAUUAAUGUUUCCUUAUGGGAAAACAAAUAAAGUAUAAAGAAGACAAUUCUUUUUAUUGAAAUAUACUGUGUAUUUACACUUGCUAGACCCAGCACCACUUAUAAACUUAGUCCACUGUCCAGUUUCAGUUAACACAGCUGACACGGUUGUGCUCCACUUGAAAGUUUAAGCCUUGGUAUUGUUGGAAUAUAAACAGUUUGUAUUUGUCUGCUGUGAAUCACCUUGAAAUUUCUAAUCAAGUUUGUAAAAUUUUUAUAGUAAAACAUUUUAAUGACAAUUUAAAAAUUAUCUUCUCUAAAGAAUGGUCAAAACAAUGUCCUUUCAGAAAUAGAGCUGCUCUUUACUGUCUUUCCAAAUGAUGUUGGUUAAAUGGACCAGGUGUAUAUUAGUUAAAGUCUAGGGCUAAGUUCUUGAUAUUCUUUGAGUUUACAAGUUAAUCCUUAUUGGAGUUGUGCCAAUAUACAAUAGAAUAUCAUUAAUUUGCACUGUUUGGGGACCCCAUUUAAGAAUGCUGAAUUUUUGCCAACUAAAAAGUAAGCAAAUGCAAUUUAAAAAGUAAAUUUGAGCAUUCUGUGUUAAAUAUGUGCAGUUAUUAUCAUAUGAAGAAGCGCAGUGUGUUGGGCUGUAAUAUAACCAUAUUUGCUGUCAUGUUCUCCCAUCUCAGUGCUGGGAACUCACCAUGUGGAAACCAAGCAACCGUGUUGUGCAUCAGCCGGCUUGAGUUUGUUCAAUAUCAAAGCUGAAGCUAGCGAGGUCUGCUGUACUGCUUAUUGAAGUAUUGUGAUUCUUUUAGGCAUUGGUUCUUACAAAAUAUAUACUGUAACAGUAUACUUUGUACAGAUUUAAAUUUUAUUUGAAAAAAUGAAAUAAAGUAGGC